AUGACGCGCCGUACCGACAUGAACGUAAACGGAUCUGAACCGAAGGUGGAAUGUUCUCCAGAGGUGAUGAAAGUGACUGUACCUAUCGAUGGAGACAGGAAAGUCACGUAUUUGGAACAACUUAAAGAAUACAAGCCCUGUCUGCCGGAGAUGGAUGGAAACACAGCCAUGUUCGUCUUGGAUCUGCAGGACCAUCACAAGUGUGGAGUCACCAGGAUACUGCAGACUGGCACGGGCAAACGCUCCUUCUACCGUAAUAUAGUAAUAGAGGACGCUGCCGGCAAUAUCGAGAUGUUGACGGCUCGCUGCUCGGUCGCCGGCAAACUACGCUACAUCUCCAAGAGGGACGUCCCUCCCUUCCCUCUGGACUUCCAUGAGCCUGACGUCCUAAACAUCACCAGAUACGAAGAAGGCAAGGCUCCCGAACCUGUUCUGGGUGCCAUUGUAAAGCAGAAUGGAAAACAAUGUUCAGUAGACACCUACCUGUUUGACAACUUCGUGACGUCAGAUGGAGACACCCUGACAGCCAAGUUCAAGGCGUUCAAGUUCCCUGACACUUCGUAUGUGCAGUUCAAAGGCACGGUCACCGUUUGCCUCGACAAAUGCCAGGGGGUACAAUGCAGUAACGGUCAGAUCGCUUACGGCCGGAAACGACGCGCCAUCAGCUCCGGUAGUGACGCGAACAAGGUCUAUGAGGUGUCGCUUACUACCUUCAUCAAGGUCGACUAUGAAGACGGACAGAAUGCUAACGCAGAAGAUGUCCUAGCACUCCUAAGGAACUUGAAGGUUGCGAACCAGCGUCUAGGAGACAUGGAUGGAACACCAGCUACCGUAGCAGAGCAUACAGCCAAGAAUGUUCUAGUGUAUCAAGAUCCCUUAGUUCUAAGUAAAGCUAGUACCCUAACCAGUAGCCUAUUACUUCUGAUAAGUCUGCUACUCCUAUUCAAAUAGAAAUGGCAAUAAUAAAAUUAUUAAAAAAUUUCGACUACAUCUCAAAAGACUAAAACUCCAAUUUAGUGAUUUCAUUUAAAAAAAAACGAAUGACGUUUAAUUGGCGGCGCUUCUAGCGCUGUUAAACGGCAAUAUUUCGAACUAUUUUUUAACGCCUACAAUU
Spodoptera litura is the source of this 1114-nucleotide messenger RNA. The record is from RefSeq and is a predicted model, not a curated record. NCBI's taxonomy places the organism in Eukaryota, Metazoa, Arthropoda, Insecta, Lepidoptera, Noctuidae.